Molecule: messenger RNA, 411 nt
Organism: Plasmopara halstedii
Lineage: Eukaryota; Oomycota; Peronosporomycetes; Peronosporales; Peronosporaceae
Product: P-loop containing nucleoside triphosphate hydrolase
Exons: 1
Coding region: 1-411 (136 amino acids)
Source: RefSeq, a predicted model, not a curated record
AUGGUCAAGUAUGCUAUCGUCACGGGCACGCCUGGUAUUGGCAAGUCGGUGUUUGUCUACUAUGUCAUGUGGAGAUUGAUCAAGCAGCAAAAACGAGUGCUGUUUCUCACUGCAGAACCACCAAUUUAUUUUGAUGGCAAUACGGUGUGGGAGGCAACGCAGUUACCAUAUUCAGGCAAUCGACAAUUCUGGUCGCCCGAUCUGUGGUGUCUUGUGGAUUCCGUGGACCCAACUAGUAUUCAUGGAUUCCCUAUUCUUAAUUGCUCAGUCCUUCUCGCCAGCACACCGCGACGGGAUAGUUUUGGAGAAUUCAAGAAGCUGCCUCCCACUGCAGUUGUUCUGUACAUGCCAUUGUGGACAGAAGAAGAAUUCAGUGCAAUUGCUCCAUUGUAUCCAAAUGCAGAAAAAUGA